Messenger RNA from Carcharodon carcharias (great white shark), 1745 nucleotides. RefSeq names its product serpin peptidase inhibitor, clade E (nexin, plasminogen activator inhibitor type 1), member 3 (gene serpine3). The record is from RefSeq and is a predicted model, not a curated record. Bases 87 to 1292 code for a protein of 401 amino acids. Lineage: Eukaryota; Metazoa; Chordata; Chondrichthyes; Lamniformes; Lamnidae. Gene Ontology annotation, molecular function: serine-type endopeptidase inhibitor activity. Gene Ontology annotation, biological process: negative regulation of endopeptidase activity. The transcript has 9 exons.
GAACGCGAGAUAGCGGGAAAGAGGGUAGGAGAACCAGAAAACAAUUCUCAAAGCUCGGGAUAAGCUACUUCAUCAUCAUCAUCAUCAUGUGUUCCCUCUCAGUCUCCAGUCUAUUGCUGCACUUGCUAUUCAUCAUGAGGAGGACCUGUGCUUUCCAGGACAGCAUCAGACAACUGAACACGGAGUUUGCUCGAAACCUUUACCAAAAACUGACAGAGGGUGAAGAAUACCGCAACAUCGUCAUAUCCCCAGUAGGUGUCACUGUUGCACUUGAACUGCUACAGUUGGGAGCCAAAGGAAACACCUUCAAGCAAUUGGAAAGUGCAUUAGGAUAUACUGUUCACGACUCACGAGUACGACAUUUCUUGCGGAGUAUGUAUGGGGACCUAACAAACUCUACACACACUCCAGCAGUUCAGCUGGCCUGUGGUCUCUUCUUGGAAUCCAGCAUCCAGAUUUCUCCACAUUUCUCAGAAGAUACUGGGGUCUGGAUAAACGGAAGCUUACAACGGGUGAACUUCAGCAAUCUGAAUGAAACGGCAACACUGAUAAACAAGUGGGUCAACACCAAGAGUCGAGGUGAAAUUAAAGAUUUUAUGUCACAGCCAAUAGCAAGUCCAUCGCUUACACAAAUUGCUGUUAUCAGCACAAUGUAUUUUAAAAGCACAUGGCAGAAUCCCUUUUCACUCUCAGAGACCCAACACCUCUCAUUUACCAAAGCAGAUGGUUCUGUCAUUAAAGUGCCCAUGAUGUAUCAAACAUCAGCAGUAAACUAUGGCCAGAUAAAGACUGGAAGCAACCAGAGGUUUAUAGUGGUUGAACUCGGCUAUCUAGAACAUGCAGUAAGCAUGCUCAUCAUCAUUCCCAGUGAAAAGAAAAAACCCAUCUCCUCUGUAGAGCCUCACAUCACAGCUCACACACUUUCGACAUGGACCAAUAGCAUGAGAAGAAUGAAAAUGGAAGUUUUCUUACCUAAGUUUAAAGUGCAAAAUAAGUUUAACCUCAAGACGGUGCUGACCACUUUGGGAAUCACUGACCUCUUCAGUCCCAGUAAAGCAGACUUCAGUGGAAUUUCUGAGCAGGAGAAACUCUUUGUUUCUGAAGCUAUCCAUGAAGCAAAAAUAGAAGUGACAGAGGAUGGCACCAAAGCUGCAGCUGCUACAGCUAUGGUUUUACUGAAAAGGUCUCGAGCCCUUAAAUUUAAGGCUGACAGACCGUUUUUCUUUAUACUGCGGCAUGCCAACACAGGAAGAAUUCUUUUCAUGGGUCGAGUGAUGGAUCCUCUUGAAUAAACUCAUUCGGAAGUUUUGUUUUUGCAUUUUAAAUUUAGAAAUAAGAUUUCUGGCCUUUUGGAGAAAUUUCUAGACCUUUGUAUUUAUUAACAAUCUUUCUCGUCAAUUUAAAUAGCAAAUAACAGUCUAGCUGAAAGAGGGAUUAUAUAUUUACUAUACAGAUGUUCUGUUAUAUAAAUUUUGUGAGACAAGCUAAGCUUGUAUGCAUUUAUACAUCCAUCCUUAUUUAAAAUGACAGCAUUGUAAUGUUAAAGAAUGCAGCUAACAAGAAUGCACAGAACAUAAUAGGUUCCGUGAAUAUUAACAUUUUGGCUGAUCACUCCCCUGCUUUUUCAACACUUGUUCAGGUGUAAGUGCUAUUGACGUGCAACAAGGAGUAAAAUCACCAUGGGAAUUUUACAUUGUUAAUACAUUGUAUGUCAUUCCCUCCAACACACACUUCACUUUAAACAU